AGCUUCAGGUCUGCGGUGGGAGGGGCCGCCCUCGUGAGCUCCGUCACGCGCCCCCACAAACCAGCAGCAGCAGCAGAGAGGCGGCUUUAAGACAAUCCGGGCAUCUCCGCGAGCCCGCGGAUGACAUCAUUGAUCCUGUCAAUGGGGUAAACGGGGAGGAGGAGGAGGAGGACAGGCUGCACGCGGGAGGAAAACAAACGCACGAGCGCGGAUCGGAGCCUUCGGCCGCACAGGAUUCUGGUCCCAGAUCUCGGAGGUGAUGGAGCCGCGCGGGCGCGUGGCUGUGAGUCCGCGGUCCUGAGUGAGGAGCGGCGCGAGCGCCGAGAGUCUGGAGCUGCCAUGGAGCUGCGCGUGGGGAACAAGUACCGCCUCGGGAGGAAGAUCGGGAGCGGCUCCUUCGGGGACAUCUAUCUCGGGUCAAACAUCGCCACAGGAGAAGAGGUCGCCAUCAAGCUGGAAUGUGUGAAGACCAAACAUCCACAGCUCCACAUCGAGAGCAAGUUCUACAAGAUGAUGCAGGGAGGAGUGGGAAUCCCUUCCAUCAAGUGGUGCGGAGCGGAGGGCGACUACAACGUGAUGGUGAUGGAGCUGCUGGGUCCCAGUCUGGAGGAUCUGUUCAACUUCUGCUCCCGCAAGUUCAGCCUGAAGACAGUUCUUCUGCUGGCCGACCAGAUGAUCAGCAGGAUCGAGUACAUCCACUCCAAGAACUUCAUCCACAGAGACGUGAAGCCCGACAACUUCCUGAUGGGCCUGGGAAAGAAGGGCAACCUGGUCUACAUCAUCGACUUCGGCUUGGCCAAGAAAUACCGCGACGCUCGAACGCACCAGCACAUCCCGUACCGCGAGAACAAGAACCUGACCGGCACGGCCCGCUACGCCUCCAUCAACACCCACCUGGGCAUCGAGCAGUCCAGACGGGACGACCUGGAGUCUCUGGGUUACGUCCUCAUGUACUUCAACCUGGGCUCUCUGCCCUGGCAGGGGCUGAAGGCCGCCACCAAGCGGCAGAAGUACGAGCGCAUCAGCGAGAAGAAGAUGUCCACCCCCAUCGAGGUGCUCUGCAAAGGCUACCCCUCUGAGUUCUCCACCUACCUGAACUUGUGCCGCUCGCUGCGGUUCGACGACAAACCCGACUACUCCUACCUGAGGCAGCUCUUCCGGAACCUCUUCCACAGACAGGGCUUCUCCUACGACUACGUCUUCGACUGGAACAUGCUGAAGUUUGGGGCCAGCCGGACCUCGGAGGAGGGCGAGAAGGACAGGAAGGAGGGCAAAGACGGAGAGGAGCGAGCGGGAGGAGGCCAGAGAGGAGGUCGAGCCCCGCCCCCGGGUCCCAACCCCAACGCGGCCAACAGAGUCCGGAACGAGGCGGACGCGGCUCCAUCCAGCACGCGGGGCAUCCAGCAGUCAGGAAACCGCUCCCCUCAGGCGGGCCGGGCCGAGCGGGCCGAGCGCGAGAGGAAAGUGGCCAUGAGGCUUCACCGCGGCGCCCCCGCCAACGUCUCCUCCUCUGACCUCACCGCACGCCUCGACCAAUCACGCAUCACCGCGUCACAGGUCAGUGUGCCGUUUGAACACCUGGCAAAGUGAGGUUCUUCUCACUGACAGCAGUUUCUGCUCCAAACUGAAGGUGUUCUGGUGCUUCGACAGCUGAGGUUCAUCGCGGCGGUUUUGGAUGAUUGAAAAAACGAACCCAUGAAGAAGAUGAGGAGGAGGAGGAGGAGGAAGAGGCAGCGUCAUGUGCCUUCAAAACCGGAGAUGGAACGUCUGUCUGUGGCUCCUCUUGCAAAAAAUAUUAAAACGUAGAAAAUUAAAGUAAAGAUAAAAGGACUUAAUAUCAGUGAUUCAGUGGUUGAUAACUGAAAAAACGAACAUCUUCUGCCUCCAGAGUUAUUUAUUAUUAUAGGAAACAUAAAAAGUUGAAAGGAAGAAGCUGAAGCGGAGGACCAGUGCGACCGGCUGAAUGUCAACACGUUGAAGAUCCUCUUUUUGUCAUGUUUGUGUUCUUAUCCAAAGUGUUCGUUCAACCUUCAGCUUCACUGUAAAAGUUGUUUGAAGAGAAACGGGAGUGAAUUGACAAACGAGGAAAAACCUUUAGGAAAGCUGUCAUUUAAUGUCGUUUUUUAAUGAGGUGUAAAUGUGUAGAUAUACUUGGUCAGAACACGAGGGAUUCAUUUCAGAUGGAGCUGGACCUUCGAACAUCAAAGCACGUGACGGACCUUUAGAGUCAGCCGAGUGCGUUCGGGUUUCACUCCGGCAGGCAAUGACAAGGACUGAUGGAAACCGCUGAGGCUCUGUACAUUUCUCCACCAUGAGUCCACUUUAUUACCAUGAUUUUUGUGUAUAUUUUCUAAUUCAAUAAAGAUAUACACAUCCUACUCAGA
Messenger RNA from Oryzias melastigma (Indian medaka), 2384 nucleotides. RefSeq names its product casein kinase 1, epsilon (gene csnk1e). Lineage: Eukaryota; Metazoa; Chordata; Actinopteri; Beloniformes; Adrianichthyidae. The record is from RefSeq and is a predicted model, not a curated record. The transcript has 11 exons. Gene Ontology annotation, molecular function: ATP binding; protein serine/threonine kinase activity. Bases 340 to 1590 code for a protein of 416 amino acids. Gene Ontology annotation, cellular component: nucleus; cytoplasm. Gene Ontology annotation, biological process: peptidyl-serine phosphorylation; endocytosis; signal transduction.